This is a messenger RNA of Saccoglossus kowalevskii, 1503 nucleotides long. Its product is annotated as E3 ubiquitin-protein ligase TRIM71-like. Lineage: Eukaryota; Metazoa; Hemichordata; Enteropneusta; Harrimaniidae. The record is from RefSeq and is a predicted model, not a curated record.
AUGGAUGCGUUAGAAGUCAUGAACGCAUCCCAUCUCCGUUCUCAUGAAGUGCUUACACUUGAUAAGUACAUGGAAAUAGAAUCUAGGGGUCAUCUAAUAGUAGAGUCCAAAGUUUUCUGCAGUGUUCAUAAAGACAGCCAUUUAGAAUUCUACUGUGACACAUGCCAGGUACCUGUCUGCUACAAGUGUACUAUAGUUGAACACAGAGUUCCUGAACACAUCCACAAAAAUUUACAUGACGUAGCGGAUGAGUAUAAAACACAACUGAAAGAAAUGUUAGGACAAUUAAAAGUGAAAGAGAAACAAGUUGAAAAAGAAAAAUCAGUUGCUGAAUCUACAAGAGAAGAAAUUCAAAACCAGUGUAAGGCAGAAAAAUUGAAAGUUCUAACAAGAGCAAAGGAAAUGAUAGAGAGAGUAAAGAGAGAACAGAAAAAGCUGAUCGAUGCCUUGGAUGAAAGAUCUCUGAUGCGAUUAAAAGAUGUAGCAAUGAGGAUCAAUGAAAGAAAAUUUCACCUUGGCAACAUUGUCAGCACACAUCAUUAUCUAGAAACACUGGUGCAUCAUGGGAACCCUGUUCACCUACUGUCUACCAGGACUGAAACUAUGAAGCGAAUAAAUGAGAUGGUUGCUAUGGAAACCAAACCACCAAUUAUUCAUGAUAUCACAAAGUACGAUCCCAGAAGUGACCUUGCUGCACACGCAUUGAUGGGAGUGAUCAAAUCAGAUGUCUGUCAAUCCAAAUGUACAGUUGAAAACAUUCCAAAACAACUCCCAAAAGGUGAAUCUGUCAAGCUGCUCAUCACGACCAGAGAUUCCAGAGGAAAACAAAUCAUUCCCCGUCAAGAUGUCACAGUGAAGUCUAAAAAUCCUGAUGCAUCAUGGGAAGACAUUGAUGUUACAGACAAUUACAAUGGGACUUUUCAAGUGAUGAUAGUAGAAAAGAUGGUAGAAACACAUCAAGUUGCCGUAACGAUUGGGAACCAACAUAUUCCAGGAUCACCAUUCCAUAUUCCUGUCAUUAGAUUGGUGCAGAAAGUGGGAAAAACAGGUGAAGGACAACUCAGCUAUCCUUUGGGAUUGACCAUAAAUAAAAAUGAUGAAUUUGUCACAGCUGAUAGAGGUAACAAGAGAGUGACCAUUCAUGACAGAGCCGGUAAUUACAGACAAUCAUUCAGAUUUACUGAUCAGUUUGCAAAGCCAUUUAUUCCAUGUGAUGUAGCAAUAUCAGAUGAUAAUGAAUACUUUAUGUUAGAUGAUAGUAACAAUCAAAUAGUUGUGAGUGAUGAAAAUGGAAAGAUGAUUAGAAAGUUUGAUAAGAAUGAUUAUGUAUAUGUGAGUAGUGAACAUAAAGUCACUAAGCAUGACAUCCACGGUCGGUUUAUAUGUAGGAUUGAUAGUGAGAAAGAUAGACUGAGUUAUCCAUAUGGUUUAGCAGUAUGUGAUGAUUGUAAAUUGGCUGUAGUGGAUUAUGGAAACACUUGCAUCAACAUAUUUGUAGAGUAA